AUGUGGCUUGGCAACCAGAGUGUGAUCAUGGCAGCCGAGGCUUAUAGCCCCUCUGAAGGGGGCCUUCUGCCCUCAUCAGUAGGCUUAGACCAUGCUCACUUGAAUAACUCUGAUAAGCUAAGUAGAUCCUACCCCUGGGCCAGCAAGAACAGGAAAAGUCAGCUCUUUGAACUCUGCCGGCGUAGAGCAUCUCUGUCUGGGGAGAAAUGGAGCUCUUACUGUUUGUCUUCACUGGCAGCUCGUAACAUUUGUACCAGCAAAAUUGGUAACUUGUGGGCUCAGUGGAAUUCUGCCUCUCUCUCCACUUCCAUUGGAAGUUCUGCUUCUUGCUCCUUUUUGCAUGCCCUCGCUGUGGAGGAAUCCAGCCAGCACCUCCCAACUGCUGCACGCAAUCCAAACAAAGCUAUCUUCACUGUGGAUGUCAACACAACAGAGAUCCUCAUGGCUAAUGACAAAGCCUGCAAGCUGCUUGGGUGCAGUGGUCAGGAACUCAUUGGUCAAAAGCUAUCCCGCUUGAUAUCCAAAUCCAGUCAAGAGGUAUGGGAAGCUGUGGGUGAGGAGUACAUAGAAACUGAUGAAUGUUCAUCGGUGGUUUCAGGAACUGUGGUGGAUGUUACAGGCCGUCUGAAAGAGAAGAUCCCUGUCUCGGUCUGGCUGAGACGAAUAGGAAGCAAGAACAACCAGUGUUGUGUGGUUGUGCUGGAACCAGUGGAAAGACUUUCAGCUUCUGUUUCCUUCAGGGUUGAUAUCCCUCCUCUAGGCAGAAAAAUCCCAAAGGACCUCAGGAUCCAGCGAGCUGUAGGCCAAUCCAGAGAGGGUAACAUGUUUCCUCUCAGUUUAAAGCUGCAAGUAAGCCUUCUGGAGGAGGACCAAGCGGCAGUGCAGAAAGAUGGUGUUCUGCAGACAGAAAAAGAAGGCUCUUUUGCAAGCUAUCAUUACUCUGCUACAGUCGUGGUUUUCUCCACCAUCAGUGGUCUUAUUACUGUCCAGUCAGAUGGAACCAUCUGUGGCAUCAAGGAUAGUUUUGCUUUAAUGCUCUUUGGCUAUGAGAAGAAAGAACUGUUGGGAAAGAACAUUACAUUCCUGAUCCCUGGUUUCUAUAACAACAUGGAGAGAAGCCGUGACUGUUCUUUGCCAUCACCUCCUCUUUACAACUCCACGGGGACAGAGAGUGAGUGCAUUUUUGAAGAUGUUACUGCCUGUCAUACAACUGGCUCUGGCAGCUGUAACAAAGACAGCAGCUUCUUGGCUGCAUCUUUAGGAAGCCUUCUGUCAAGAGAUGAAGAGCAGAAAUUGGAAAGAAGGCACAAAGAUGACAAAUUAAUACAUGAUGAGGCUAAACAAAAGAAUGGGACCAGUUUAUUUUCUACUCCCUCACCUCCUGAAGUGGCAUCUACACCCUCUAAUAGGCUAGAAGACAAUCCAGAUACCACAUCCUAUGCCCCAAUUAAGCUGCCUUCUGAUGUUACUUGUAACUCACCUGGAACACCAACAAUAGAUGAGCCAUGGUCUGCGACAACACUGGACUGCAGACAAGACUUUCAAAGCCACAUGGUUACAGGGCAGUUGUCAAAAACAAACUUGAAAAACAGUGCCUUUUCAACUGGGCAAGAAAAGCAGCUGUUGAAUGGUAUUGCCAUAGAAGAUGGUUCUGGGUGGCUGGCCUCUCAAAGGCAUUUAGAAAACGCUGAAGAAUCCUCCAAAGCAUUUCUUGAGAAGCCUGAAACUCUUGCAGAGACUGUGGGGGACAACGUCAACAGAAACCCACUGAAAAGCAAAGGUAGUCCUGAAGAAGACUGUCAGUUGCAUGGGGAGCAAAAUACGGAGAUAAAAGUAACAUCGACCCCAGUGAAACAAGAAGAAAGGCCGAAUCCAGCAGCUCCUUUGACCUUGGAGAUUCUGGAAGGCAGCUACACUGGGAAUUCCUGUCACAGAGAUGGUUCACAAUUAAGUAUAGUCUUUGAAGUGAAACGUGUAGAACUGCAGGACCCUGCCAUACUUUUCUGUGUCUGGGUGGUGAAAGACCUUCUACAGAGCCAGAAGGAAGCUGUAGCAAAGACUCAGCUUUUGCUCUCAAGUCUAGCAAGCUCUGCCCAGUCUAUUGCAGAUCUUUCUACACAUAGUGUCGGAGAAGCCAUUAGAUCAACUUCACUUUUUGAGAAUUCACGAAGAACUGAAGAGCUUGAAGGAUUAAGGGCAUGUGAGGGAGAAUAUGCAAAAAAUUACAACACUCUCAGUCUUAUUGGCAAAGGAUCUUUUGGCUUUGUCUGGACUGCCAGGGGCAAGAAAGAUCACCAGGAGGUUGUCGUAAAGUUCAUCUGGAAGGAGAGGGUGCUUGAGGACUGCUGGGUAGAUGAUCCUGAUCUGGGGAGAGUUACUCAAGAAAUUGCAAUCCUGUUGAAGCUGCAGCACCCCAGUAUCAUUAAGGUGCUGGAUGUAUUUGAAAAUGAACGCUUCUUCCAGCUGGUGAUGGAGAAGCAUGGAUCUGGUCUGGAUCUCUUUACAUUCAUUGAUAAUCAGCCCAACUUGGAUGAGCCAUUAGCGAGCUAUAUAUUCAGACAGCUUGUAUCAGCUGUUGGGUAUCUCCACUGUAGAAACAUCCUUCACAGAGAUAUCAAGGAUGAAAACAUUGUCAUUGCUGAAGAUUUUGCAAUUAAAUUAGUGGACUUUGGUUCAGCUGCCUACCUGGAACCCGGCAAAUUGUUUUAUACCUUCUGUGGGACAAUUGAAUACUGCUCACCAGAAGUGCUGUCUGGCAAACCGUACCAUGGCCCUGAGCUGGAGAUGUGGUCACUUGGUGUCACACUUUACACCCUAGUAUUUGGAGAGAAUCCCUUCUGUGAGCUGGAGGAGGCCACGGCAGCUGUCCUGAAUCUUCCUUGGCCUGUGUCAAAAGGUCUCAUGAAUCUAAUCGCUGGGCUUUUGCAUCCUGAUCCAGAGCAGCGUGUGACUCUAGCGAUGUUAGUAGAGGAUCGCUGGCUGAAGCAGCCUGUGAACCUGGGUGAUUAUACCUGGGAAGAGGUAUACAUCCCUGCUGGGACAGAAAGCAGCAGAGUCAGAAACAGUUCUGGUGAGCGCACACAUGCAGACAGGCUCCCAGCUCCUCGCGGGGAGAGUGAGCCAUGCUUGAACGGCUCACAUGCUCUCAAUUGAGUGUGCGGAUCCCUGCUGGGAAGAAGCAGCGGCC
This is a messenger RNA of Pygoscelis adeliae (Adelie penguin), 3187 nucleotides long. It is a transcript of the gene PASK, whose product is annotated as PAS domain containing serine/threonine kinase. The transcript has 18 exons. Bases 1 to 3153 code for a protein of 1050 amino acids. Gene Ontology annotation, cellular component: cytosol; nucleus; cytoplasm. Gene Ontology annotation, biological process: regulation of DNA-templated transcription; negative regulation of glycogen biosynthetic process; intracellular signal transduction. The record is from RefSeq and is a predicted model, not a curated record. NCBI's taxonomy places the organism in Eukaryota, Metazoa, Chordata, Aves, Sphenisciformes, Spheniscidae. Gene Ontology annotation, molecular function: protein serine/threonine kinase activity; ATP binding.